This is a messenger RNA of Entamoeba invadens IP1, 465 nucleotides long. RefSeq lists its product as hypothetical. The record is from RefSeq and is a predicted model, not a curated record. NCBI's taxonomy places the organism in Eukaryota, Evosea, Mastigamoebida, Endamoebidae. The transcript is spliced from 3 exons. The coding region runs from base 1 to 465 and encodes 154 amino acids.
AUGGAAAAACGAUUCAAAAACCAAUUAAAAAUGACUUGGUUUACAAAUAUAUUAAUAAUAAAGGAAAAUGUGAUUCAGAUAGAUAUCUUAAAAAGAACUUUACGACUUACAAAUCUCAUUGGUGUACAAAUAUUAAAUUUAAAUAUAGAUAUAUAUUAUCAAAAUACUGAUUCAGUGCAUAUAGACAAAAAUAAGAUAGAACUAUUAGAACAAAAAUAUAAAGAAAUAUAUGGUAAAACAUUAAGAGGAGGUGAAUUAGAACAAUUUCAUCCAGAUUUUGAUGAAUUAUCUGGGGACUUAUAUUCAAAAGAAUCUUACUUCUUAGUUAAGAAAGCUUAUAUAGAUGUAUUAACAAACGAUAAACAAGAAAAUGCUUUACAUAUGAGAAUGAAAGGUAUUCCAAACAAUUUAUUGGAAAAUAACGAAAAUCCAAUUGAAUUAUAUAAGAAACUCUACGCGGGAUAA